AUGACCUUCGAUAACAUCAAUCAGAAUGUCUUUGGCUUUACGGCUUUGGUCGUUUCCCUGGUGGCUCUCCUCACCACCGUGCUGCAGGUCCUACAGCAGUACUUUUCGAGUGCUGAUGGUUAUCGAAGAUGUGCGCCCUCUGUAAUGGGACUGUGGGCUCAGGGUACACAUCGAAAACUACGGCUGCGAGAAUUUAGGAUAGAGGUCGUCUUCGAGACUCCCGUCAUUUUUGUCGCAAAGCCAUCCAAUAUGAGAGGCCCUAUACCAGGCAGGACAAUACACUAUAUCGAUGGCACGGAAACAUCGUAUACGAACACAAGGGUCUUGCAGCCAAUGGCCCAGAAACAGGAGGAGAUGGAAAGUACGGCGAGAGUUCACACCGCGGAUGACGAGAAAGCGUCUUGGGUCACUUUUUUGUCUGCCCUCCAAUUGCAGGAGAAGCUCUCUAGGGAAUGGGAUGCGGAAAUGCGGACGCUCAAGCCGUUGCGGGAUGGCUGUACAAGACCUCAAGACCGGGAAUAUGUGCUUACGGUUGGGCUACAAGGCAAGACUCGGUCAUGGGAAUUUAUACCUUCAUCAAUCACGAAGCCAUAUGCUAAAUCUGCUAUUUGUCAUUUGGUUGAAAUGAUGUCUAUGCUCGGGCUGUACUGGAAAGUCUUCGGCCAAUCAAUUUGGAAUCUAAGAGCAGAAGGGAAUGGCUUUAUCUUGACUUCGACUACUGUUCAUGGGCUGGGUGUGAUGGUGGCGUUUGCCAGCACUGAUACACCCAGCUUUAGGGCAAACAGAGUCAUCCCAUGCGUAGCAAUCAAACAAUUGGCAUUUGGUACUGUGCCAAACAUCUUUGAAGAUGGUUCGUACCUAGACCGCGAGAAAGAGACGCAAAGCCUUGAACUCGUCUUUGGAUCUCCAGAGGAUGUGGAGAUAACGCUCGAAUCCCUCGGGUGUCAAGUCGAGACGCUGAAAAGAUACAAGAAAGACCGCAAGCAGAUCUUCUCCGUUUCCUUUGAAAUCAUUGACAUGCUCAGCAAAGUCUUCCGCAUUCGUGGCUCCAACUUCCGUAUGCUUCCCAAUCCCACAGCCGACUCGUGGCUCAAGAAUAUUGGUGCCAAAGCCUCUUGGAGAAUAACCAGUAUUAUGGAGGUUUUUCAGAAGCGUCUCGCCAGCUUUAUCACUACAGAAGGACUUCCGUACGAAAAUCCUCUUUCCAAGAUCAGCACACAAUGGAAGCGAAUAACUGAGCUCAACUGCGGCGACGAAGCAGAACUUGGUCUCGAAGCUCGCGAAGCCAUUCAUGAUGCGCUUGACAAACAGACUACAUUUCUACUUUCGAUUCGGCAAGUCGACGUCCUGAAUAUCUUGGUGGCACACGUCGCGAAAGUCAUGGAGGUUCUCGAGAACCCAGUCUCGCCUCUGAACAUAAUUGUGUUGGCGAACAAGGAAGUCGCGUUCAUGACUUACUAUUUUCAAGAGAUCCGUCCAGCUGUAGUUGGGAAUACGGGGACUAAGACAGAGCAGGACGAGAAGAACCUGAUUUGGAUCUCGUUGAUAUUUAGAAUGUUGUGCUGGAUGCUGCUGCAUGACUUUUUGAUAAGGCGGAUUCGAUGA
Molecule: messenger RNA, 1605 nt
Organism: Drepanopeziza brunnea f. sp. 'multigermtubi' MB_m1
Lineage: Eukaryota; Fungi; Ascomycota; Leotiomycetes; Helotiales; Drepanopezizaceae
Source: RefSeq, a predicted model, not a curated record